Messenger RNA from Eruca vesicaria subsp. sativa (arugula), 2969 nucleotides. The record is from the annotation of a GenBank genome assembly. NCBI's taxonomy places the organism in Eukaryota, Viridiplantae, Streptophyta, Magnoliopsida, Brassicales, Brassicaceae.
AAAACUAUUGCUUGAACAAAAAAACCUUUUGCUUGAAAAGUCAGUCAACGGUGGCCCCGUAGACUCACUCACCAACGGCUUGACUUCUAUUAUACACUCACCAUCUCUUAUCUUCUUCGUCUCCUUCAAUCAUUUUCAUUUUUCAACUCCGAUGGUGGUACCUCAAGCUUUCUUAAUCCUCCCCAUUCUACUCUCCAUCGCCGUCUCCAGAGCAACGGCGGCGGCGUACGAUCCCACAGAUCUAUUUCUCUUCAACUGCGGCGCUACCUCCGAUAACACAGACGAAACCGGCCGGAAAUGGACGGCGGAGAAUCGGCAAACUCUGUCGACAAACGCAGCCAACGCUUCUUUCUCUUCAGACGCUUCUUCCCAAGAACCUGGAGUUCCUCAAGUGCCCUACAUGAAAGCUCGGAUUUUCCGUUCAGAUUUCACUUACAGUUUCCCAGUCUCUCCCGGAUAUAAAUACCUCCGACUCUACUUUUACCCGACCCGGUAUGAACCGGGUUUCGACGCGGCUACUUCCUUCUUCUCUGUAACCGUCAACAACCGUUUCACUCUUUUGAAAAACUUCAGCACUAAUUUAACGGUAACCGCUUCCAAGAAAAAUGUUUUGAUAAAAGAGUUUAUAAUCCCCGUUCACCAGACGUUAAAUUUAACGUUCACGCCGUCUACUAACUCGUCAGCUUUCGUUAACGGAAUCGAGAUUGUCUCCAUGCCUGAUCGGUUUUACUCAAAGGGAGGGUUUGACGAUAGAGUAGUCAACGUCGGUAGCGAAGUUGACUAUUAUAUCGACAACACGACGACGUCGUUCGAGACCGUUUACCGUUUAAACGUAGCGGGACAAGAAGUGGGCGAUACGGAAAUGUUCAGACGAUGGGUGUCCGAUGAUGAUUUCUUUCUUAGUGAGAAUUCAGGAAUCAAACCGGUGGUAGAAGAAGAUGUGAAGAUAAAAUACACAGACGAAACUCCUGCCUACGUGGCGCCUGAAGAUGUGUACAGGACGUAUCGUACGAUGGGGAACGUCAACGACGCUAGACUCAACAUGAAUUUCAACUUGACGUGGCUUUUCGGAGUAGAUGCGGGGUUUCCCUACCUCGUUAGGCUUCAUUUCUGUGAGACUCUUCCUGAAGUAAACCAACCGGGGCAACGUAUGUUCUCCAUCUUCUUGAGAAAGCAGGUGGCGAAGCUUGAGAUGGAUGUGAUUCACUUGAGCGGUGGUUCUCGGGUUCCGGUGUAUCUAGACUUCGUUCUACGUGCAGGUUCCGAAACCGAUUUACGAGUUGACUUGCAUCCUUUUAGCGCCGUUAUUCCAAAGUAUCUAGACGCUAUUCUGAAUGGUUUAGAGAUUCUCAAGCUUAAUAAUUCUGAUGGUAAUCUCGCUGGACCUAAUCCACCAAAUCCAAAUCCUCCACCAAACUCGCAGGAUAUACAAAAAGAACAAAAGAAGUCACAUGUUUUGGUAAUAACAUUGGCAAUUGUUGGUUCCGCAAUUUUGCUAGCAAUGUUAGUUGUUGUUGCUGUCAUCAUAAAGAAGAAGAAGAAGAAGAAAAACGAGUUUAGUGUACAUAACACGAGCAAGCCUACAGACUCCUCGUGGACUCAUCUUCCACUUGUCACCGGGACCUCCUCGCAUACAAGAUCGACCACAUCUCUCCCAUCUGUUCUCUGCCGUAGAUUCUCAAUCCAAGAAAUCAAAUCCGCCACAAACAAUUUCGAGAAAGAGCUGAUCGUAGGUGUAGGCGGGUUUGGUCCCGUCUACAAAGGAAGAAUCGACGGUGGAGCCACGCUUGUGGCUGUCAAAAGGCUAGAAACUUCAUCGAACCAAGGCGCUAGAGAGUUCGACACCGAGCUCGAAAUGCUCACAAUGCUCCGUCACAUACAUCUCGUUUCCUUGAUCGGAUACUGCGACGAUGAGGGAGAGAUGGUACUUGUCUACGAAUAUAUGCCACGUGGGACACUUAGAGACCAUCUCUACAAGAGAAACGAGGUUUUCGAUCAUCCAUUGUCGUGGAAACGGAGGUUAGAGAUAUGCAUAGGAGCGGCUCGUGGACUACAGUAUCUCCAUACAGGCGCGAAGCACAUGAUCAUACAUAGAGACAUUAAAACGACCAACAUACUUCUUGAUGAGAAUUACGUGGCUAAAGUCUCUGACUUUGGGUUAUCGAAAGUGGGUCCUACUAGUGCCUCUCAAACGCACGUCUCGACGGUCGUUAAAGGUUCGUUUGGUUAUUUGGACCCUGAGUAUUACCGCCGUCAAGCUUUAACGGAAAAAUCUGACGUGUACUCCUUUGGAGUAGUUCUGUUCGAAGUGUUAUGUUGUAGACCGGUCAAACUCGAAAAUGUCACACGGGAAGAAGCAGAUUUGGUACGAUGGGUGAAGUCAAAUUACAAAAACGGAACCGUUGAUCAGAUGGUUGACAAAGAUCUGACGGCUGAUAUUACUUCUGUGUCACUGGAGAAGUUUUGUGAGAUUGCCGUGAGAUGUGUUCAAGAUCGUGGUAUCGAACGGCCACCGAUGAACGACGUCGUGUGGGCGCUUGAGUUUGCGCUUCAACUUCACGAGACUGCUGCUACGCAUAAAGACGGCGUUGACUCUAUGGAUCGACCGACACGUGGCGUGGUAGGUGCGACGACUGAAGGAGAAGAUGAUGAUUUGUUUAGUAAGACUACAGGACGUGUGUCGAAAUCUGAGACGACAGACGAUGAUUCUGCUCGUCUUGUUGGUGAUGAGAAGAGCGGAUCGAGUUGGGGAGUAUUUUCAGAGAUCAAAGAACCCAAAGCACGGUAGAUUGCUGGGGAUGGUUCAUAGGCCAGCAAUACAUUAAAAAAUGAAGCCAUUGGCAUACGUAAAUGUAAUUGUGUACUACUAAUUAAAAUUAUGUAAUCAUAAUCAUUUCAAAUAUUUAUGCAUUAGGAUACUUGAAAAAAAUCCAGACAUCACAAAUGCAACAUACCAAUAUAACUAACCC